Messenger RNA from Schistocerca piceifrons (Central American locust), 465 nucleotides. RefSeq names its product cuticle protein 16.5-like. NCBI's taxonomy places the organism in Eukaryota, Metazoa, Arthropoda, Insecta, Orthoptera, Acrididae. The transcript is spliced from 2 exons. The record is from RefSeq and is a predicted model, not a curated record. Bases 1 to 465 code for a protein of 154 amino acids.
AUGUGCACACACCACCCUAUCAUCAUCAUCAUUGUCAUCUGUCCACAGGCCUUCGUCGUCCUGGCUGUGGCCGCCGCCAGCUGUACCGAGAAGCAGAAGAAGCCGGAGAAGAGGGGCCUGCUCGGUCUGGGCUACGGAGCCUACCCGGGGCUCAGUCUGGGGCUGGCCGCCGACCCCACCCUGUCGCACGCCCCCACAUUCACCCUCUCCCACGCCCCCACACUCUCCGUUUCACACGCCCCCACAAUCACCGUCUCCCACGCUCCGGUCACCAGCUCUAGCCCCUCCAUCUCCCACGCGCCAACGCUGAGUGUGUCCGCUCCGACCGUAGCGCACGCGCCGUCUGUGGCCGUGGCCACCCCUGCCGUCGCCCAUGCCCCCACUGUCUCGGUGGCCACCCCUGCUGUGUCUCACGGACCUCUCACCACCAUCUCACAGCUGGGUGCCGCCGUCAGAAUAUUUUAA